CCACAACCAACGUAGACCUCACUUAAUUCCUCCACACGCAACAAUCAAGCUUCAUUUGUUUUUCCUCUUGUCGCACCAAAGCUAAGGUUGGUUUCUUAUUGUUUGUACUUUGUUACUACUGUAAUUCACUCGAUCAACUUCUUGGCAGCAUUUAAUCUCACCAGAGCUAAGCUAAGGUUGGUUGUUUUACUCGUUAUACGAUUGUCUUGAUUCUUUUCUUGAUUCGCAGCGCUCUAAUCUAGUAAUCUCCACGACAACGUAACCAUGAAUAACGUUGAAGAUCCAUCCCAACUUUGUGCUAAAGGUUGUGGAUUCUUCGCAAGCCCAUCACUUCGAAACAUGUGUUCUUCAUGUUACUGUGAUUACCUUAAGGAAACUCUUCUCAAAAUGGAGCGUAAAUCAUCCCAUAACGACAGCAAGCAGCAAAGUGUUGUUGAUUCCAGUGACAAGAAAGAUGCAAAUACUACUACUGCUACUAGUACGUGUACACGGUGUGACUUAUGCAAGAGACGGGUUGGAUUAAUGGGGUUCAAGUGCCGGUGUGGCGGCAUCUAUUGUGGGUCGCACCGCUAUGGCAAUGAGCACUCUUGUGCCAUCGAUAACAUUCGCAAGGCGCUUCAACGCGAGGCUCUCUCCAAACAGUUGAACUCUGCUACGUGCAAGGCUGACAAACUUAACUGCAGGAUUUGAACUC
Molecule: messenger RNA, 694 nt
Organism: Beta vulgaris subsp. vulgaris (sugar beet)
Lineage: Eukaryota; Viridiplantae; Streptophyta; Magnoliopsida; Caryophyllales; Amaranthaceae
Product: zinc finger A20 and AN1 domain-containing stress-associated protein 1
Exons: 1
Coding region: 265-690 (141 amino acids)
Molecular function (GO): DNA binding; zinc ion binding
Source: RefSeq, a predicted model, not a curated record